Molecule: messenger RNA, 1479 nt
Organism: Eubalaena glacialis (North Atlantic right whale)
Lineage: Eukaryota; Metazoa; Chordata; Mammalia; Artiodactyla; Balaenidae
Gene: CYLC2
Product: cylicin 2
Exons: 6
Coding region: 1-1479 (492 amino acids)
Cellular component (GO): nucleus
Molecular function (GO): structural constituent of cytoskeleton
Source: RefSeq, a predicted model, not a curated record
AUGAAGUUCAAACCCUUGCUGUUCAAGGGUCAACUCCAAAAAAUAAACUUUGGGACAUAUGAUAAUUACAUCCCAGUCAGUGAAUUAAGUAAAAAAUCAUGGAAUCAGCAACAUUUUGCCCUGGUAUUUCCCAAACCACCACGGCCAGGAAAAAGAAGGAGAUCAAAACCUUCCCAACUACAAGACAAAACAGUUCCUAGAUAUGAUGAAGACAAAUUAAGGGGAGGUCACAAACCACCAUUAUGGAUGCACCGUUCUUUAAUGAGAAUUUCUGAGAGACCAUCUGUUUAUUUAGCUGCUAGGAGGCAGCCUCCACAGAAACCAGCUCAACACUCCAGGAAGGAUGCUAAAGAUGUAGCAAAACCUUUAUCUCCAUCAAUAAUUAAGAAAAGUAAGAAAGACAAGAAGGACAAAUCAGAUUCAGAAGCAGAGUCCACAGUUUCAGAGGAAAAACUUAGGAAAGGUUCAAAGAAAGAACCAGGAGCUAAAGAAGAGAAAGCAGAUGCAAAGAAAGAUGUCAAAAUAGAGAAAAAAGGGUCAAAGAAGGGCAAGGAGUCUGAUACAGAAACAGAAAGUGAAAAAGGAGAUGCAAAGAAAGAUUCCAAAAAAGAUAAGAAAGGUUCACAGAAGGGCAGGGAGUCUGCUACAGAAUCAGAAGGUGAAAAAGGAGAUGCAAAGAAAGAUUCUAAAAAAGAUAAGAAAGGUUCAAAGAAGGGCAGGGAGUCUGCUACAGAAUCAGAAGGUGAAAAAGGAGAUGCAAAAAAAGAUUCCAAAAAAGAUAAGAAAGGUUCAAAGAAGGGCAGGGAAUCUGCUACAGAAUCAGAAGGUGAAAAAGGAGAUGCAAAGAAAGAUUCCAAAAAAGAUAAGAAAGGUUCACAGAAGGGCAGGGAGUCUGCUACAGAAUCAGAAGGUGAAAAAGGAGAUGUAAAGAAAGAUUCCAAAAAAGAUAAGAAAGGUUCAAAGAAGAGCAAGGAGUCCAUUACAGAAUCAGAAGGUGAAAAGAAAGAUGGAAAGAAAGAUUCCAAAAAAGAUAAGAAAGGUUCAGAGAAGGGCAGGGAGUCUGCUACAGAAUCAGAAGGUGAAAAAGGAGAUGCAAAGCAAGAUUCCAAAAAAGAUAAGAAAGGUUCAAAGAAGGGCAGGGAGUCUGCUUCAGAAUCAGAAGGUGAAAAAGGAGAUGUAAAGAAAGAUUCCAAAAAAGAUAAGAAAGGUUCAAAGAAGAGCAAGGAGUCCAUUACAGAAUCAGAAGGUGAAAAGAAAGAUGGAAAGAAGGAUAAGAAAGGGAACAAGGAUUCCAAGAAAACUGGUGAGAAAGGAGAUGAAUCAAAGGACAAGAAAGAUUCAAAGAAGAAGGAGAGUAAAAAGGAUAAGAAAGAUGAAAAGAAGCCCGGUGAGGCAGAUAGUGAGUCAAAAGAUGCUGCCAAGAAAGAAAAGAAAGAUGCCAAGAAGGAUGCAAAGAAAGAUGCCAAGAAGGGCAAGUAG